CGGGCCGCCAUGGCGGGCGGGCGGCGGGGGCCGGUGCGGGUCGGGGCCGGGCUGGGCGUGCUGCUCUGCGCUCUCCAUGUGCAGGCAGCCUGUCGGGACACCACUGUCACACAGGAGCUCCUGAAGGAGGGGUUUCACAGGGACCUGCUGGUGAAGGUAGAGCUGGGGGAGGAUGCAGGAGGAUGUGCAGUGGCAGCUCAGGUGCAUCUGCCACCAGGAAUCUACGUGGAUCCCGACGAGCUGGCAACGCUGCAGCAGCACAACCUGACGAAGGCAGUGCUAUCUCCUGAUGUCAUUGACGUGGAGGCUCCUGAGUACUUGGCCAAGGCUCUUGUGCUGCUGCUGUUCCUGGAGCCGGAGACGCGCUGCUCCCGCUGCUUCCACGGCACUGUGCCUGUGCACGCCCGCUACCACCGCCCAGCCCGGGGCACACAGCAGGCCUUGGUGGCUCUGGAGAGCCCAGAGGUGCUGCUCUGCUGCUGCCACGGAAUGCCUUCCCUAGGUCACCUGUCUGAAGAGUGCUGGGAACCUGCUGAAGUGGACACUCCCUGCUCAUCUGACACCACCAGUCCCUGUCAGUGGCACACCACAAAACACAGACCUGCAUAUGAAGAGUCGAUGCUGAGGGUUCCUGUGGGGCUCAGGGAGCACAGUUCCCUGGUGUGUGCCCUGACCCUGAUCACCACAGGGCUCUGCUCUGGCCUGAUCCUGGCUGCUGCCUGCAAGUAUGGACACUUCUCACAGUGACCUGAGGAAUGUGGGAUGUCUGCUCUCCCUCCAGCACAACUAACUGCACAUUGCACUGUGCUCCUGGAUGGAUCCUGCUCUGCUGCUAUUUAUAUCUUAGGGGGUGCAAGGGUCCCAUGCUGGGUUAUGGUUCCUUUGGCUCAUAAUGCUUACAAAUGCCUUUCACAGCCCAGAAGACAUUCUGGGUGUGUUGUCCAAAGCAGGUGGAGAGUAGGAAAAAGCCUCAAAAAGCUGAAAGCACUGCUGUGGGCAAUGAGGCAACAGUCAGGAGUGGGUUUGGGGCUUCUAUUCCCUCCUCCUGGCCCAGAGCCUGCUUCCAAUACAAUGCUGCCUCUCACAGAGGUGUUUGUAUUUCUUGACUCAGGGAUUGGUUAUUAAGGGUAUGAAAAACAUCAUUGACUCAUUAAAAUUUUUGAAUUUUAA
Serinus canaria (Common canary) is the source of this 1170-nucleotide messenger RNA. RefSeq names its product phosphatidylinositol glycan anchor biosynthesis class X (gene PIGX). Gene Ontology annotation, biological process: GPI anchor biosynthetic process. The transcript has 6 exons. Bases 10 to 747 code for a protein of 245 amino acids. Lineage: Eukaryota; Metazoa; Chordata; Aves; Passeriformes; Fringillidae. The record is from RefSeq and is a predicted model, not a curated record. Gene Ontology annotation, cellular component: endoplasmic reticulum membrane.